Messenger RNA from Orycteropus afer afer, 924 nucleotides. RefSeq names its product olfactory receptor 5AC1-like. The transcript has a single exon. Gene Ontology annotation, biological process: sensory perception of smell; G protein-coupled receptor signaling pathway. Bases 1 to 924 code for a protein of 307 amino acids. Gene Ontology annotation, molecular function: odorant binding; olfactory receptor activity; G protein-coupled receptor activity. The record is from RefSeq and is a predicted model, not a curated record. Gene Ontology annotation, cellular component: membrane. NCBI's taxonomy places the organism in Eukaryota, Metazoa, Chordata, Mammalia, Tubulidentata, Orycteropodidae.
AUGGUGGAAGAAAAUGGAACUCUGAUGACACAGUUUGUGCUCAUGGGGCUUACAGAUCACCCAGAGUUGCAGGUCCCCCUGUUCCUGGUGUUCUUGGUCAUCUACCUCAUCACCAUGGUGGGAAACCUGGGACUGAUUGCUCUCAUCUGGAAGGAACCCCGUCUUCACACACCCAUGUAUUUAUUCCUUGGCAGUUUAGCCUUGGCAGAUGCUUGUACUUCAUCCUCUGUGACUCCGAAGAUGCUUAUGAAUUUUUUAUCCAACAAUCACAUGCUGUCCAUUUUUGACUGUAUGGCCCAAUUUUAUUUUCUUGCUUCCAGUGCAACCACAGAAUGUUUUCUCCUGGUAGUGUUGGCCUAUGACCGCUAUGUCGCCAUAUGUAACCCCUUGCUUUAUCUGGGGGUGAUGUCCAAUAGCCUCUGUAUUCAAAUGGUAAGUGUUUCAUAUGUUACUGGUUUUCUGCAUUCUAUGAUUCAUGUAACUUUGUUGUUCAGAUUAACUUUCUGCAGAUCCAACAUAAUACAAUAUUACUACUGUGAAAUUUUACAAUUGUUCAAAAUUUCUUGCACUGAUCCUACAGUCAAUACACUCCUGGUUUUAAUUUUUUCAGUCUUUAUACAAGUCUUUACUUUCCUGUCCAUCAUAGUCUCUUAUACUUGUGUCCUUUUUGCUGUCUUGAGAAAGAAGUCUGAAAGGGGCAGAAGCAAAGCCUUCUCCACAUGUAGUGCCCAUCUACUCUCUGUCUUUUUGUUCUAUGGCACUAUCUUCUUGAUGUAUGUGAGUCCUGGGUCUGGACCAGAUGAAAAUCAGAACAAAGCAUAUUCUUUAUUUUACCCAAUGAUAAUUCCCCUACUAAAUCCUUUCAUUUAUAGCCUGAGAAACAAGGAGGUUGCAGGUGUCUUGAGAAGAAUAAUGAACAAAUAA